Podospora pseudopauciseta is the source of this 4215-nucleotide messenger RNA. It is a transcript of the gene DOA4, whose product is annotated as ubiquitin-specific protease doa4. Bases 839 to 3898 code for a protein of 1019 amino acids. The transcript is spliced from 2 exons. The record is from RefSeq and is a predicted model, not a curated record. Gene Ontology annotation, biological process: protein deubiquitination. Gene Ontology annotation, molecular function: cysteine-type deubiquitinase activity. Gene Ontology annotation, cellular component: cytoplasm. Lineage: Eukaryota; Fungi; Ascomycota; Sordariomycetes; Sordariales; Podosporaceae.
AUUUGUGUCCAGUCAAGAUCUGCGCACUGGCCAGACAGGAGGUGCGAACGUGUGUUCGUGAUGGGUGGAUGAUGGAUUAUGCAUGGGUUAUUUGCUGGAUGUCUCUGCCUGCCUGUUGGUUACGUAUGGGCCGCCCCAGGAGCUCGCCUUGCCAAGCGAAACAGUGGACUACCUACACCUGUCAGCCCGUGGCUUAGGACAGCCGCCCCGCCAUCUUGAGGUGUGGCUUGUGCCAGGCAGGCGGGCUUUGGAGACAAAUAGUUCUAGGUACUUCUGAAGUUUCUAACUCCCAUUGCACACAUGGGUGUGUUAUGGUAUCAAGAAUUCGAUGUAUUCUCAGAGGAGCCCAAGACAGCCCGUUCCUUUAUUUGAGAAUUCAAGAUUGACGGGAGUGCGUGUAGCUGGUGUGGGGCAUAUCAUGCCCCCCCAAGAACAGGCAGGGCGCCAAGAGCACUGCAAGUACCUCGACGACCGGGGAACCGGGGUCUAAACGACAGUGGGCUUCCACCAUCUCAACGACCGCAUUCGUCACAACUUCACGACACAACUGCCACGGGCGGGAUUCCCCACCGCGCAAACAAUGGAUGGAUGGACAACCCUUUGAUCUCGAGACAAAGAAUGCGCUGCUUUCCGCCCAAGCUUCACUCCUCGCUUUUCGCCCUCGACCAGACUUGCCGCUCUUACUUAACGACCUCAUGCCCUCGACGACUGCUUACGACGACUUGAUCCCCCACCCACAUAUCUGCUUCUUCGCGACACGGUUCUCUCCCGUCUUUCGACUUCUCGAGUGUUCCAAAGCAAGACCAAGGUACAAGGUCCACCUUCCAACGUCCUCUCCAUGACAGGGGCUGUCACCAUGAUGGACCAUGCAGGAUCCUCGCGCGCGGGGCCAACAAAUGGUGGGCUUCCAAAUGGAGGAGGAAAUGGGACGAGGAGGCCGCUUCCACACAUUGACGACAUCACGUCGGUUGAAGUCGACCUCGACCCUCAUGCUCCGAUUGAGCGAGUGGUGCAAAUGGCCGAAAACUACCUUCGACAGGCUGAAUCAUCAAAGACGUUUGGUCGUCCUGACCUUGCCCUCAAAGACUAUAUACGGGCCAGUAUCAUUGUGUUGGAUCUGAUCAAGAAGAACAAAGGCUGGGUGUCGAUGCAGAGGGAUUCCAGGGCGCUUCAUGACCGGUACACUCGUGUGUUAAGGCAGCUUGAUGCUACGCAUACCGAGUUCGAGAGGAUCAAGAUGGAAAUCAAGGCAGACAAUGCUAGGACUUGUGUCCAACCAACCGCCCAGAGGCAGAGUCGGAAUGGGGGACAUAUCAGCGGGAACGGUUUCGAAAGGACAAACGGCGCAACAAAUGGCACGUCAUCGGACCAGAGUUUCUCCCCCUUGUCGCCUCCGAGAACGAAGCCGGUGGUGGGUCCUAAACCACAGGGCCUCCAUGGCAAUGCAAUCUCCAAGCCCUCGGCCAAAGCGCAGGACCUGGCCCAACGGUUUGCGAAUCUGAGGACAACGACAGUACAGACGACCCAAGACCCCCGCGUCCGAACCCAGCCGAUCGUGUCACCAACAACGGCGGUAGCACCCGGCAGUCCACCUCCAUUGUUCUCGCAAACAUCUCUCGGCGGGUUACCGCGAAUGCCAGAUGCCAUUUACAAUCCACCCAGGGGCACCGUUUCGAAGGAGGCAGCCGCACUGCCUUCCAGUACUCCCCGUGCCAUGUUCUCUAGGACAGGUUCGGUGUCGUCCAUCAACAUUACCAAAGCCCCAAGACCGUCCAUGGCAGGAGAGAUAUUUUCGACAGCUCAAAGCUUCGACAGGCCGACAUCAAACAAGAGAACAAAACUCUCAUUACCCAACUUCUACGAUGAAACAAUUUCCGUCAAGGAUCUGCUCCAGUACCAGCAGGCAGGCUCCAAGGAGAUAUCAAUAUUAAUAGUGGACAUUAGGAGCCGUGAAGAAUUUGACGAAGGUCACAUUCUAUCUCAGGCCACCAUAUGCGUGGAGCCCGAGGUACUAUCGAGACCGCACAUCUCGGGCGAGGACAUUGCCAAUAGCAUGGUACUGGCACCUGCAAGUGAACAGCUUCUCUUUGAGAAACGGGCCGACUUUGAUCUGGUGGUCUUUUAUGAUCAGGACUCGACCGCGGUUCCCGCAACACCAUCAAACAGCAUAGAGCACACCGUAUUCAACUUUUUCGGCGCCCUCAGCUUUUAUGACUUUGUCGGCGAAAGAGCUGCCAAAUCACGGCCUAAACUGCUCGAAGGCGGGCUGGACGCAUGGACGAGCAUGGUUGGAAAGGCCAGCUUGCAGACAUCAUCAACCAUUGAUCCGACCGCGAAGCAGGCAUCCACUGCCAUGACCAGGUCAUUCUUGAACCAAAAACAGAAGUAUGCUGCACGACCCAUCCAGAAUCCCGAGGAAGCCAAACGCUGGGAAAAGCACAUUUCCGAUCCCGCAUCCAUAAUACCCAUCCGAACAACCGAAGACUUUCUUCGUCGCUACCCGCCGGUAUCAGGACAGAAAGAGUCCAUGGUUUCUUCGUCUGCGCCGUCGCCACCUAGCCAAAGUUUAGAAAGUCCCCUCUAUGAUCGAAUAUCCCGCGAUGAGAAUUUCUACAGCUCCCUACCAUCCCCACCGGCUCGUCCCGCCCCUGCGGUUCCUCGCCGUAGUCAUAGCGGACUGUCAGAUGAACCUGUUCUAGCAAAGGCGGUCGGAAUCGCCCCCGGCGCCGCAAGGCCCGAAGUGCGGAAGAAUCGCACCGGUCUCUACAACCCAGGAGUUCAUUGCUUUGCCAACAGCUCACUUCAGUCAUUGUUUGCCACGCCUGGUUUCUGCAAAGAGGUAUACGAUGGAUCGUGGAGGCACAACUACAAAGCUCCGAAAAAGCUGGACGAAAACAUUGACAACCCCCAACUCUUGAUGAAAUGUUUGGAAAAUCUCUUCCAGUGGAUCAACACCGGAUCUUUCAAGUAUAUCCAUGCCAAGACCUUCAUGCAAUACAUCCGUUACAUCCACUCCAAAUCAACCAGAUCAAAAAACGACGGGGAUCUUUUCGGGGGGAAUCGCCAACAGGACGCACAAGAGUUCUAUAACUUCAUCCUCACAACCAUUGACGAUGAGACAAACACUCGUCGAGAUCGGGUGACAAACGUGCGAGACGAAUACACACCUAACGAAGGCACCGCUGUCCAAAACGCAGUAAAAUUCUGGAACAACUACGUUGAAGGUCACAACUCUUUGGUGACCAAAUAUUUCCGUGGUGUGGAUGUGUACAUCAACACCUGCUCCAAGUGCAACCACCAGUUCCAAAAGUUUGAGGUCUCCGACAUGCGAAUCCUCAAUUUCCCUGAUGGCGCGUCAGAUCCCAUCAGCAUGCUGAAGCUGCUUGAACAGAGCGCCGCGCCAGAGAAAAUGGAUGGUGCCAGAUGUGAGAAGUGCAACUCGACAAAGCACCGCACUCGAGCCCGCAAGUUCGCCCGACUACCGGAUCGGCUUGUCUUUUCCUUUCAGCGCAGCAUUAAUCAAUUCGACAAGAUGCAAAACAUAGUACAGUUCCCGACCCAAGGGCUUGACGUGCGUCCUUAUUUUGCCGGCGCGGCAAACGAACACGUCGACCCCAGCGAUGAACACUACGAGGGUGACAUGGUGUAUGACCUCUAUGCUGUGACGGUGCACAUUGGCGAGACAACUACCUCGGGACAUUAUAUCGAGUACGUCAGGGAUGAUCGGAGCAGUGAUCCGGAGAGCUGGUGGAAGUGCAACGAUCGGGAUGUCACGCCGCUCAAGGUCGGGCCGAAGAACCCAAGGAAUCUUGAGCAGCUUUAUGGGGAUUCGGCGGCGAAUGCUACGGCGUAUUUGGUGUUUUAUGAGAGGAGGGGGACAAGGAAUCAAGAUGUUUGAAGAGGAAGAGGAAGUUUGGGCAGGUGGCAGUGGCCCCUUUCUAAUUCUGGAGCUUGGAAGAAGUUGGAAGACUGAACUAGAUGAUCAGGGUACUCAGGUUUGAGAAUGGUGGCGGAGGAUAAAUGGCGAUGUAUUUGGGUUUUGUGCUGUUUUUGGAAAGCAUCAGGGUGCUUACCUAGAUAGGUGAUGGGUGGAGCAUGGGUGGUUACUUGGCGGGUUGCUUGUUUGUUGGUAGCAAAGGCGUGGGAGGAUUGUUGUUUAGUUGCUAGUGAUACCAAUCGAAAAUCUGAUGGUUUCUGUUCCCAUAAUGAACGACA